CUUGUGCGUGCAAUCACAAAUCACGAACGUGUACGCACGAAGCGGCGGUCCUACAACUCCUACCGACCGACCUACACGAAUCUCCGACCAGAAGCAGACAACAAUCCUACUACGACCUUUUAAUGCCACACCCGAUCCUCGCCAUGGCGCCUUGAAACUCCACCACCAAAUUGCGACGGCUUGCAGUCUGCGUGAGCAAAGGCACAAGCACAGCAUGGCACCUUCCAUUCUGCUCUCAGACGCCAUCUCGGACUCGCAUCAAUCGGCUUCUACAUCCAGCUCUUCACCUGCUACAAGCCCAAGCGAGGAUGCCAGAUGGCUUGAAGGACGAUGCAAUGGCCCCCGCAAGCGACGCAUCAAGGUGGCCAUUGUUGGUAGUGGUCUUUCUGGCCUGGUAGCUGCACAUCUCUUGCUCACCAAAACCAGCUCUGACGGCGAUGCUGUUGAUGUGGAGGUGCACAUCUUUGAGAGAUCAGAAAAACUCGGCAUGGACUCGCAGAGCAUCGAUGUGCCCGAGCAAUUCAGAGAUGCGGGUGUGCAGAAUGCGGAAUUGGAGGGCAAGUCAAGGGUGGACACGCCAAUGAGGAGCUUCAAUGCUGGCUAUUACCCGCGCCUGCUUCGGCUGUAUAGGCGCAUAGGCAUCAAGACCAGACCUUCCAAUUUCACAUUCAGCUUCAGCACCCUCUCCAUCGCUGCGUCUGGCCGUCCAGAUCCCUCGCCGCACUUGCUUUACGAAGGCUCUUCAGGUGGUCGAGGCGUCUCACUUCCUUCCAGGCUAUUUAUGACAACGAACGCGCUGGGUCAAGAGUCGCUUCAGAGCGAAGGCAGUACUGGUGGAGCAGCGCUAGUAUCUCGCCACGUGGACAACCUCAAAGCGUACCUCUCCACGCUCAUCACCCUCAUCAUCUCCUACUUGUACUUGCUAAUCGUCGCGCUAUGGCAUCAUCAUCUCGGCAAUACUACCGAUCCAACUCAUCCACUCGCCACCACUCCCCUUCAUGAUUGGUGCGAGCAUCACAAGCUCAGGCGCAGCUUCGUAGACACCAUCUUGAUACCCAUGUUCAGCGCCGUUAUGACUGCCAGAGGUCAGACAGUGAGAGAAGCACCAGCAGCAGAGAUUCUCGCAUAUAUUGCUGCCACCUUUUCGCGCAGUCACUUUACCGUAGCUGCGGGGGUCCGUGCCGUGCAAGAGCGCCUACUGAGCGAGCUGCAGCCUUCUAAUAUACACACCGGCACGAGUGUGCUCGCCGUGCUGCCCGCUUCAUCUCGAAGUGGUGCAGCAAAUUUGCUCGUGCGAGAAGACGACACGGAACAUCUGCACACUAAUUUUGCUCACGUCAUCUUGGCAACGCAAGCAGAUCAAAGUGCUCGUUUCUUGGCUGCCUACAGCGACACUCUCUUAUCCUACCCCGUCACCUCCAAGGGCGAGAGGCUGGCCUGCUCGCUCGAAUCCGAGCGGAUCCGCGUGACUGCCGAGGCGCUGGCUAGGUUCGGAUACGAGCGCAGCGUGGUCAUCAACCACACCGACGCGUCCCUCUUGCCUCCCAACAAGAAGGACUGGCGCGACCUGAACCUCGUCACGCUGCCACAUUCUUCUGCAUCUAGUUCGCAAGCUUCGGAAGCUACAAUGGCCACGCACAUCAUCUGCAAAGCUUCAUCUUCCAGCUCUCGCAAUAACGUCCUGUUGCAAACGACUAACCCACUCGAUUCGUUGUAUCCCGACAAAUCGUGCAUCAUCUCGCAGAGCUCGUUCGACAGAGCGAUCCUGUCCAUUCAUGCCAAGCAGAGCUCUGGAGCGCUUUUCGAAUGGCGGCCUCGCAACAUCUCGGCGACCCUUGCGCUCGAUCGAGCUGACCGUGUGUCCAUAUUUCAGCGUGCGAAAGUCGGUCUGCAAAGGCUCGUCUUGCGCGUCAGAGAUAGAGCAUUGGGUCCAACGUGGGAGAUGCAUGUAGGGCACGCGCAAGGCGGACCGUCGAGCAUUGAAGCUGCUCCCUUUCCAGGCAUCUGGACAUGCGGAUCUUGGAGCACGGGCAUCCCCUUGUUGGAAGGAUGCGUACACAGCUCGGAACUCGUGGUCGAAGCGCUCUUGCGAUCCGAAUCAAAGUCGAAGCCCGAGUCGCGAAAGAACGUCUAGUCAUCUCUUGCUCGUCCCCCAACCUAGAUUGCGAGAGGGACAUUCGCUUCGCCAUUAAUCUUAUUGCCUCGAGUCCUCUUCUGAGCACACUUGGUAUUGCGCCGAGCUAUAGUCAUAUUCAGCACAGGGAAUCAAUCAACAUCGGCGUCCAACUACAAUUAACGAAUCGUGCACUCGUACUCGAAAGUCGUUGCUUUUGGCUUCAUUGGGCUGCUGCUUCGCAAACACCACAUUGCGAUAGGAGGCAUCGUGACCUGCAUCUUGAUGCUUCUGAAGCUGAACACAAAGGUUCAAGUCUGCCUUGCUCUGAUGGGAGAAGUCACAAGUGACUUCGGCGGCAUUGCUGGUGCAAAUCAGAUCUCCCUUGACGCGCAAUCAAGAGACAAAGCACGUGCUGGCGGUAGAAUGAUGCGAUUGGGGCAGAGCUUGCUAUUGUAGGGAAAACAAAAUUUGCUGAUACAAUGCAUAGGACACGC
Ceraceosorus guamensis is the source of this 2610-nucleotide messenger RNA. RefSeq lists its product as hypothetical. The record is from RefSeq and is a predicted model, not a curated record. Gene Ontology annotation, molecular function: oxidoreductase activity. Lineage: Eukaryota; Fungi; Basidiomycota; Exobasidiomycetes; Ceraceosorales; Ceraceosoraceae. The transcript has 4 exons. Bases 215 to 2134 code for a protein of 639 amino acids.